Melampsora larici-populina 98AG31 is the source of this 1029-nucleotide messenger RNA. RefSeq lists its product as uncharacterized. The transcript is spliced from 7 exons. The record is from RefSeq and is a predicted model, not a curated record. Lineage: Eukaryota; Fungi; Basidiomycota; Pucciniomycetes; Pucciniales; Melampsoraceae. Bases 1 to 1029 code for a protein of 342 amino acids.
AUGUUGAAAACGGUUAAGGCUUUAGGAGACUGUUGUUCGGGAGUCCUCGUCAUCCAUGAAGGUGAUUUCGUCUUCUGGGUUUCUAAAUCUAGCUCUUCUUUUGACGUGGAUUUCGUAGCUUUUGAGACGGAACGCGAGAAGUCUGGUACGGGUAUGUCUGAUGCCUCCGUUUCCGGCAACCGUGGGGUUGCAGGUACUUCUUGCUCCCAUGGUUCUACCCAGCUUCACUUCCUUUUGGUCGAACGCGUCUGUGAUGGUGGUCCACCAUUGAUUGCGGCUCUCGAUGUAGGAGUCUGGCGAAUUUACGGAGAGAUUUCCAGCACACUGUUAGCGUCCAUUUGCUGCGGCUACUUGGGUCUUUCUCUGGGUGCUAAGUUACAGACAGGUUCUUUUGUCUGGUAUGGUGGUCGCGCAUUUUUUGGAUGGGUUUUGCCUUUGACCCGGACGUUUCUAUGGUUUUCUACGAAUCGGCUUAAGAAAGAAGGGCCGUCGCAAGAUAUCGACGUAGAGGAGGGGGUUGAAGGCAUGGAUGUAGCUCCAGCAGCCUCGGCUAAGCCGGUUCCCUUUUGGAUUGUGCCUACAGGCUUUCCUGCCGGUAUUCUCUUGGAAACCGACGAUGUAAAGGGGGGGGGAAGGAGGCAUGGAUAUAGCUCCAGCAGCCUCGGCCGAGCCGGGGAACGAGGAGGUGGGGAUGUUGGACGAGUUGGUGGUAGGGACGGACGAGGAGAGCGUUUCACGUGGGAUGGGUGGAGUGUGGUUGGAUGGUCGACUAUAUGUUGUUACUUACCAUCUGGACGGUUGUCAAACUCUGCGUCUACCCUGUCGUCUUCCCCGGUGUACCAAAAGGACAUAUCAGUCCUGCCGGCCCGAAGCUUGUUUGUGCCGUUUGGUUCGGAGGUUGAUUGUUGGCGUCUCCUUCGAAGAGGAUGUCGUCGUCUUCGUUUUGACCUUGUUCGGGUUGUGGAUCGUUCCUGUCGUCGUUACUGCCAGGUUGCGUCUCCUUGGUACGGUUCCUUGACCGACUUCUGA